Neoarius graeffei (lesser salmon catfish) is the source of this 2534-nucleotide messenger RNA. It is a transcript of the gene chrna2a, whose product is annotated as cholinergic receptor, nicotinic, alpha 2a (neuronal). Lineage: Eukaryota; Metazoa; Chordata; Actinopteri; Siluriformes; Ariidae. The record is from RefSeq and is a predicted model, not a curated record. Gene Ontology annotation, cellular component: neuron projection; postsynaptic membrane; synapse. Gene Ontology annotation, biological process: signal transduction; monoatomic ion transmembrane transport; chemical synaptic transmission. Bases 100 to 1656 code for a protein of 518 amino acids. Gene Ontology annotation, molecular function: transmembrane signaling receptor activity; acetylcholine-gated monoatomic cation-selective channel activity. The transcript has 6 exons.
ACUUAAACUGAAGAGCGCAACUAAGGGCAUCAUAUAAAUGACAUCUGGACAUCAUUUAAACCUUUUCACAGAGUAUUGCCUUUUAUCGGAGAUACGGACAUGAGACGAGAUCUUUUACUAAUCUUGGCGUCGUUGCUCUGCUGUGUCUGUGAGGCUGAUGACUGGACUCAUGCUCAUGCUGAGGACAAGCUCUUUAAGAAACUCUUCAGGACCUACAAUAAGUGGUCCAGACCUGUUCAGAAUAGUACUGAUGUAGUAAUUGUCAAGUUUGGCCUCUCGAUUGCUCAGCUGAUUGAUGUGGAUGAGAAAAAUCAGAUGAUGACGACAAACGUAUGGCUGAAGCAGGAAUGGCAUGACUAUAAACUGCGUUGGAAGCCCUUGGAUUACGACAAUGUAACAUCCAUCAGGGUGCCAUCAGAGCUAAUUUGGGUACCAGACAUUGUUCUGUAUAAUAAUGCAGAUGGUGAGUUUGCUGUGACUCACAUGACCAAAGCCCACCUGUUCUACACAGGGGAGGUGCGUUGGGUGCCUCCAGCCAUCUACAAGAGCUCAUGCAGCAUUGAUGUCACAUUUUUUCCUUUUGAUCAGCAAAACUGCAAAAUGAAGUUUGGCUCUUGGACCUAUGACAAAGCCAAAAUUGACCUGGAGCGCAUUGAGAAAACUGUGGACCUGAAGAAUUACUGGGAGAGUGGGGAGUGGGCCAUUGUGAAUGCUGUUGGUACAUACAACACCAAAAAAUAUGACUGUUGUCAUGAAAUCUACCCAGAUAUCACCUAUUUCUUCAUCAUCCGUCGCCUUCCUCUUUUCUACACCAUCAACCUCAUCAUCCCCUGCCUGCUCAUCUCCUGUCUGACUGUGCUGGUCUUCUACCUGCCCUCAGACUGUGGGGAGAAGAUCACACUGUGUAUAUCUGUCCUCCUUUCUCUGACUGUCUUCCUCCUCCUCAUCACUGAGAUCAUUCCGUCCACUUCUCUGGUCAUCCCACUCAUUGGAGAGUAUCUUCUCUUCACCAUGAUUUUUGUAACUCUAUCCAUUGUCAUCACUGUAUUUGUACUGAACGUGCACCACCGCUCUCCCAGUACUCACAAGAUGCCAUGCUGGGUUCAGACUGUAUUCUUGGGCUUCAUCCCCCAUUUUCUCUUUAUGAAGCGUCCAGAGCUUGGGCAGACACGCCGCCACCAACAAGAGAAGAGACAUGUGCCAAGUCAGUGCUCCAAUCUCAGCACCUCUAAAAGCUGGCUGCAGCAAGAGACAAAUGUGGAUGUAGGUGUACAGUGGAAUAAGGAGGGCAAUGCGGCCACCUGUUGGUUCUCUCCACCUACAUCUUUAAACUUGUCUGACUCUGAGGCUUCACUGAAAAAGUGUGACAUGCAACAGCAAGGCCAAAGGAUAACCCUCAGUCAACGACCUGUCAAUCUGAGCUAUCUGGAGUCUGGACUGAGACGGCCGUGCUCCCCAGGUCUACUACAGGCCUUGGAGGGAGUCCAAUACAUUGCUGAUUACCUGCAUGUGGAGGACACGGACUUCUCUGUCAAGGAGGACUGGAAAUACGUAGCAAUGGUGAUUGACCGUAUCUUCCUCUGGAUGUUCAUCAUUGUGUGUCUUCUGGGGACAGUUGGCCUCUUCUUGCCUCCCUGGCUCUCAGGGAUGAUCUAGCUGUUUACCAUGGGCUCACUGAUACUGACAUCAAGUCUCUGAGCAAUGUUCAACCUGUACAACCAGGCCAAGACCUGCCCUAGAGACAAGUGCAUUUUAAAAGGAGAGAACAGUCAUUUUCCAUGCUUUUGGCUUUGGAUUCAGGUGUUGCCUCCACUGGGAUAGAAAAGAACUUUAACCACCUGACUUUGCAGACCUUUUCAGUACUGAGAAUAUUCAGGUACAAUGUCAGUGUUGUAAUGAGUGUGGGUCAGAGCAUAUCAGUUAAUUCAGGUAUUACCUGAGGUCACAUUCAAUUUUUGUAAUAGUUCAGAUCCUCUCAGCCAUGACUUUACCCAUUGCCCUUGUGUGAGUAGCACUCCUCACUUCUCAUUGAAUGGACUGACAUUUUCUCGUAUAAUACUGUUUCCAAGCCCAUGCACAUUGAAAGUACAACCUUCAAUGUAAUAUGCAAAAUUAACCUUUAUGAAAGAGGUGAAGGAUAUGUGACCAUGCCGAGGAGUGAUACAGUUCAAUUUACACUGAAUGUCUGUGGUGUCUUUUUACCCUUAACAGCAAUCAUCUGACAGAUCAAAAGGCAUUCUUCAUUCAUAGAACUAGUCCUUUAAAGAGCCAUUGAAAAAUCUGUCACGUUUUAUACUGUAUGAGUCGGGUCAUUAAAUUGCAGACAUGGACCACAAGGAAAAAUGAAGUGUUUUUAGUAAUGGAACAAUUCUAUUCUUGACGGCAAAUCAUGUUAGGGCUGCUGCUGUAAUUUCAUUAAGAACAUGUUUCCUGUAUGUUUUACUUUACAUAACUCAAUUCUGAAUGCGUACCUGUAUUUUCUCCCCUACUCAGAGAGUAAUGGCAUUUAAACAUUCUGUGAAUAAAUAUACUGU